Messenger RNA from Nematostella vectensis (starlet sea anemone), 4626 nucleotides. Its product is annotated as golgin subfamily A member 6-like protein 22. NCBI's taxonomy places the organism in Eukaryota, Metazoa, Cnidaria, Anthozoa, Actiniaria, Edwardsiidae. The transcript has 6 exons. The record is from RefSeq and is a predicted model, not a curated record. The coding region runs from base 118 to 1713 and encodes 531 amino acids.
GGGGGCUUACCCGAAAGAAAGGAGUAUAUAUUUGUCGGCGUUUGUGUCCGAAGAAAAAGUAGAAGUGCUUAUAGUUCUCAGUUUUUGCAUAUGGAGAUCUGAUCGAACUUUAUUCAAAUGAUGGACGUUGUAAAUGAUAAUAACAUGGACCAGGCAAGCGCUAUGGAAAUUAUGGCGGACACGAACAACGAUCAGCUCAAGCUAAGCGUUUAUUACCUCUUGAAAGAGCUACAAAAACAGAAAGCACAAAAUGCUGGGGUACAAGCCCUGAGCGAGAGACUCGAGACGAAAUCAGAGGAAUGCAAGGGUUUGGAAUCGAGGGUAGAUCAAUAUAAAGUUCUGUUAGCAAGAGCGGAGAAUCGGCUUGCACAACUAAGUUUACAAUCGGGUAAAGGACCGCACGCUGCGAAGGGAAUUAUUACUCCGGGCGUUAAUAAGAGAGUUGUAGAAGGUCUUACACGUCAAAACACUAAACUAAAGAUAGCACUAUCGAAUUUAUUGAAGAGGGGACCAAAAAGCGUCGAUUUAGCAGAGGAAAACCUAGAUCUAACUAACAUGGUAGUAGCACUAAAAGAUGACCUAGAAAAAGCAUUUACUGAAAAUAAAGAACUCAGGGACGCACUUCUAGCGGUUGAAAAUGAUGAUACUCAGAAACUCCAACAACAAGUUGCUAAUUUGUCUGCAAAACAGUUAAGUACGGAAAGGACCCUCAGAGGACUGCAGACAUACUGCGAUAAACUUGUUAGCGAAAAUGAGUGGCUGAAAAAGUCAAACGAGAGCAUCUGUAAGGAGAGAAUCGUGCAGGUUGCGCAAUUAAGAACUGAACUGGGUAGUAUACCAGAUACAAAUCCGGAGGUGAAGGAGGUCAUGGCACAGGCAUAUGGUGGUGAUGAAAUUGAUGGCAAUGCUGAAUCUCUCAAGAAAAAAAUACAAGAGCUGGAGAAUACAAUCAAACACCACGAAGAAAAAACUGAAGUUUCAGAUCAAGAAAAGGAGAAGUUAAGGGAGAGAAUAGCUCUUCUUGAAGAAGCCAUCUCACACCGUCAAGACAAGAUCCAAAGACUGGAAGAGAAUGGGUCUACUUUGGACCGUAGACUAGCCGAGAUCAUGGAGGAGCUAGAAAACCUGAAAAAAGAAAAUGAGACUCUCAACACUGAAAAAAUACUCACCCAACAACAGUGUUCGGUUUAUGAGAAUGAUUUCAAGAUGGAAAAGCAAGAAAAGGAAAGGUUAAUGAUCGAUUUUAAAGAAAUCCAAGAACAGCACAAAAGGCUCAGGGAAGAGAACCAGCGCUACCAGGCGAUGGCAAGGCAUCUUGAAUGGGAGAUUCAAAAGCAGAAGAGCAAGACUCCCUCGCCACCACCACAAACUCAGUACUCACCCUAUUCUUGUGCUCCAAGAAUGCCAUGGACACCAAGUCUAAUAAAGAAUGAAUUUAUGGGUGGUCUAGUAGAAGUAGAUGGUCCCAAAGAAGAUCCAUCCAGGCAACAGCGCCAACAGCCACUCAAGAGACCACAAGAGACCACACGAGACCCCGACCCCAACUUAUUUGAGGCACAGGCCCAACAAUACUCGCCCAGGACAAGGCCAUCCCAGACUCCUUCAAGGAAAACAUCCCAGCAUAGUUACGGUGGAAUAAAAUGUCCAGUAUGCGAUGAGAUCUUUCCGCAUGAUCAAAUAGAAGAACAUCUAGUCGACUGUGUACCUACUUAGAUCACUGAUCAGAAAGUCGCCCACUUGUCCAUUGACUAGGUAAAGCAACUUACCUGGUCAUAGUACCAGGCCUAGUGAUGGCUUGCUUUCCUGGCAUAUGGCCUCCUGGCUAGCGGGCUAGUAGACGACUUUCUGAUCAGUGGUUAUCCCUGGUACAUACUACAGUGUAGGGCGGAGUUACGUCAGGCCGAAGAUGCCAUACGAGAUACAAAAGACCAGGUAUUCCAGUUACUACAGAAAAGCUGAGACUAUUGGUCUCUGAAGCCAAAAGACCUUCACUUGUUUGCCCCCUGAAGACUAGAGGCUAAAGCCUCUGGGUUCCAGAGUAAAACCUUUACAUAAUCGAACAAACAUCAAGAAUUUAACAUUCGUAAAGCGUAGUAAUGAAUUCUGAUAAAUGAUGAAAUCAAGCUGUUGACAUAAAAGCAUUCUUACUAAGCGAAAAUGAUUUUAACGGAAAAUAUAAGUGAAAAGGUUGUUGAUAUACGUUUUUGGCCUUUUAUUUUAUUUUUUCCGUUAAAAAGAUUUCGCCAUAAGCGUGGGGCGUAACCACGAGGAGGGCGUGGCGUCUGGUUACACGCCCAUAUAAGAAAUUAGUUUUUGCUCCCAAAAUGUAUUUUUCUCAGAGAUGUAUAAUUCGGCACUACGCUCUUUUGGUAUUAUCACGUACUUGUCUUCUGGUUAUCAUGUGAAGGUCUCAACCAGCUAAAUGCAAUCACAUCACACAGCAGAACGGUAUAUUGUCCUAUUUAGGACGGCACACGUUUUCGGGCACUUUCCAUUCGACGCAUGAUUUCUUUACAGCGAAAUCGAAAUUAGGUCGUUUAGGAGGGAAUUUGUUACUAAAACACAAGCGUCUCGUAUCGUUGUCAGCCUUGCUUUAUUUUGCUUCAACGGUAUUGUGUUUCGAAUAAAAAGUGUCCGUAAAUCCGCACCAUCCGUAACCAGGCCACAUUCUGUACCAUAAUGCAAUACGCGAUGCAUUUUUUUCGCUUCGAAAAAUCGCUUCCUUUCUUCGUCAGCGAAAGUAAGACGAGGAAGGCUCGCAAAGACCCCUGGGUCUUUGAGCAUGGGAGAGGUGGGGGCCUGGGCACAACUACAGAGCCGUGCCAAGCGUCGCAAUUGAAUUUUAGCUGAGCGUUAUGCUUGGCUUAGUAAUUGUGAAUUUGAGCGUUUCUGGUAGCUUUAUCAAUUUCGGUUACUGGUUGUCUUGGAAAAACGCACGACGAGCGAGAUCUAAAAAAAAUGAAAUAAAACAGGGAAAUGAUGCGAGCUUUACAAAACUGAAACAGCGAAUUGGCUUGCCAAACUUUAUGGCGACGUAUUUGAUUGACAAUCACCCAGGUAACCGAAUUGUCGCGGUAUGGCUUUCGAAAGGCGAAAAUGUUUCUAGAUGGAAAAGUAGGGGAUGGGUAGGGAGUGGGGGUAAGGUAUCGCGGGAGGAGUUGAGGAGUCGGAGUAUUUUAAGAUUUAGUGCAGGCUAGUCCACUAGGGUUUCACCAGACAGUUUGAAUGAUGUUUGGGAUAGGCGUUGUUGUAAGAAGUUCGUGUUUUUCUUUUGUCUGGUUUUGGAAGGGAUCUGGAAAGCUUCUAAAAGGCCUUGAGGUCAAAGCCAUGAGACUACUCAACAGCCACUCAAACAGCCCAGGUGGGCUACCUUUGGUGCGCGUAUGAGAAAGAAGAAUCUUGAUACAACAGCAACUCAUUUAGUCAUAGAUAAUAAAGCAUUUAUUUUUGUUGACUGUUUAUAGCGAGAGAAGCUUGCUGUAUGACGAGAGAUGGUGUAACAUAAAAUGGGGAAAACAUGUAUAUAGUAAGAAUUAUAUUAACACUAAGUUAAACAGCCUCUGUCAGCCGCCAUUUUGUCAUCCUAGCAAAGAACCAAGCGUGAAAAAGAAUCCCUUUCCAUCGGCUGAUUUGAGGAAACCAAAGCGAUGUUUUUGACUGAAUUUGAUACAUACAUUAUAAAAUUUUGUUGUUAGAUAGUUAUUUCGAGAUUUUAGCAUUAUUUUAGCAUUAUGUGACUUUCAAUAUUAAAUGAAAGCAAUAACAAAGGUGUGACUGACAUGGGCACUUUAAUAAGCCGUAUUAUUGCGAUUUCAAAUAUCUUGGAAACUCAGAGUUAUAAUUUCCAACUGCUAAACCGCUUUUUGACUUCCGUCAUCCAAACUGACAGAGGAAUUACAUUUGCUGCGCUUUGAUUGGUCAUCACUUUGCGGAAAAGGUAAAGUGAUUGAAAACCAUUUCAGUGCUAGUCAAUGAAAAAGAUUCAAGGAGUGAAUGCGGUUUAGCCGUUGCGAAUUGUCGACGAGAGCAAAGGUUUUGGAAGCGGGCAAAGAAGUCUGAAGAGACGUAUUACAUGAUUGACAUUAACUUCUCCAGGCAAUCAGCGUUGUAAUGAAAGCUCCGAAACUGAUUGUCAAUCACCUUUGCUUCCUUUCAUAUGGCGGGCGUUACGCUAUUGUUGAACAUUAUACAACCGAUAUUUUACUGCUACUUGCACGGUCGGUUUUUUGAAUUUGUUUAUAAUAUUAUUUAGGGAGUAUUGGUAAAGUGUGCAUCUCCUUGCAGUUAUAAUAAUAAUAAUAAGUUUAUUAUACCAGUAGCAGAUUACAUCUGAAUUAUAGGUAUAGUCAGCAUUACAUAAUACAUUAAAGCGAUACAUUUAAGGCGAAUUUGUGCAGAAAUUUCCAAAGCGGUCAGUGUUGGUUGGUUUCACAAUUACAUUGGCACGAGAUCUUAAAUUAUAUGUGUAGUUCAAUCUAUCUAUACGAUUCGUUACAAGGUUGUACAGCGGGUUGCUGGGCGUUAACGACAUUAUGAGUUUCUCACAGUUAAGCAAUUCUACAACGCUUCAGCAUGCAUAUACUACUGUUUGUUGAACAAUGAUUUAAAUAAAACGAGUCAUAGUAA